Molecule: messenger RNA, 817 nt
Organism: Setaria italica (foxtail millet)
Lineage: Eukaryota; Viridiplantae; Streptophyta; Magnoliopsida; Poales; Poaceae
Product: transmembrane protein 230
Exons: 3
Coding region: 164-517 (117 amino acids)
Cellular component (GO): endomembrane system
Source: RefSeq, a predicted model, not a curated record
UUCAAGGCCUUAGCCGCCCCAGCGAGCGAGACCCGGACUGACCGAUCGAACCUCGCGAGCCUCGGCGCCUCCACCUCUCUUCCACCGCCGCCGUCGUCUUCCCCACCUCCGGCCGGGUCAGCGUAACUGCACCGGGAAACGUUUCCUGUGCAGAUACUGAAGUAUGGCGUCGAGACGCAAUGUUCGUUACUCACCUCUUCCUGUAGAGGAAGGGGACGACAACAAUCUUACUAAAGAAGAUGUUGAUCUUCGGUUCACUUACACACCAAAAUCCUACAGGAGGAUCCCCUGGAAGUCAAUAGCCUUGGCAUUGUUCCUCCUCCUCCUAGGAAGUUCACUUCUCUUCCUUUCAUACUUCAUAUUCAGUGGUCACAUGGAGGGUGAUAGUUCUCAGGCAUAUGGUCUCUUGUUCCUGGGUUUCCUUGCCUUCCUUCCUGGCUUUUACGAGACUCGAGUUGCUUACUAUUCGUGGCGAGGAGCACCGGGGUACACCUUUGCAUCAAUACCAGAUUAUUAGCCUCUCAGUUCUCGCCACCGUUGGUGCAGUAAAGAUAAUGAACAGCAAGCGAACAGCCUGAAACUUCAACCGCCAACCAAUUUUUGCGAUAAAACAUUGAGCAUGUAGAUGUAGUGAUUCUGCUCAUUAUUGUGUUAAUAGGGAUUAUAUUACUUUCAUCGGCAAGUACAAGGAUAAUCCAAGGAUAAUCCGUAUGUGUUAUUGUAAACAGCAAAAGUCGAUUUUGCACUUGCUUGAUAUUUUGCUAUAUGUAGAUUGCUUUGACAGCUACCUCAGGAAUAUGUUCCACAAAUCACUGCA